Molecule: messenger RNA, 243 nt
Organism: Penicillium argentinense
Lineage: Eukaryota; Fungi; Ascomycota; Eurotiomycetes; Eurotiales; Aspergillaceae
Exons: 1
Coding region: 1-243 (80 amino acids)
Source: RefSeq, a predicted model, not a curated record
AUGUUCGGUUGGCUGAAGCGUCUAGUCUACGGUACCUCAGAGGCUGAAUCGGAGUCUAAGAUCUCCUCGACUGAACAACCGGUGUCAGGCUCUAGCAGCAAAAAAGCCAGGAGAAAACACGCCCGGGAGGAUAGUCGGCGACAACGCGCUCGCGAGCGCCAGCUAUCCCGUGAGUUCAAUGGCGAAGACUCGAAGUGGGUUAUGAAGGGAAGCAUGGGGCCUGGCGCGGUAUGCUAUGGCUAA